AUGGAGGCAAAUCAUGUUAAGUAUGAUCCGGAUAUAAGGCCACUUCAAGCAUACACGUGGAAAGUGAAAUGUACCCAGAAGUUACAACACUUUAUCUGGCAAGUGUUAACGGGGUGUAUUUCUGUAGGGGCACGGCUACGGAGCCGCGGUAUUCAAAUCGACCCACAAUGCGUGCAGUGUGGUAUGGCUCCGGAAACGGUUAACCAUAUGUUAUUUGAAUGUCCACCAGCGCUACAGGUGUGGGCGUUAUCUCCAAUUCCUACAGCCUUUGACCAUUUUCCGACAUGA
Microthlaspi erraticum is the source of this 288-nucleotide messenger RNA. The record is from the annotation of a GenBank genome assembly. NCBI's taxonomy places the organism in Eukaryota, Viridiplantae, Streptophyta, Magnoliopsida, Brassicales, Brassicaceae.